Messenger RNA from Brassica rapa (field mustard), 1808 nucleotides. RefSeq names its product phytoene synthase, chloroplastic. Lineage: Eukaryota; Viridiplantae; Streptophyta; Magnoliopsida; Brassicales; Brassicaceae. Gene Ontology annotation, biological process: biosynthetic process. The record is from RefSeq and is a predicted model, not a curated record. Gene Ontology annotation, molecular function: geranylgeranyl diphosphate synthase activity; squalene synthase [NAD(P)H] activity.
AAGAUAAUUUGAGUGGGUGAGAAUGUUUGUGAUAAGAGGAAGAGAGUCUUCUUUUUUUUUUCUACUUGUGUUGCAAAGUAAACUUGUGACAUCAAAUGGGUCAAACUCGAACCUUUUUCUCGUCUUUUGUUUAAUUAAUUGUUUGAAAAUCUCGUUGUCCUUCCUCCUCUUUCUCCGUCUCACGUCUCUGGUCCUAGAGAGAGAGAGAAAGGUAGGAUCUUGUUUCCAUCAUUCGUUUUCUCUGGUUUGGUUAAGGAAAGCGUUACUCUUUACCACUUCGAUCCAAAUCAAAAUCUGGGUUUCACUCAAAGUUCAGAUUUUGAUUAUUCUUAGUGAGGAAACAGAGUAAACAGAACUUGAGUAUGUCGUCUGUAGUAGUGUUAUGGGUUGCUCCUUCUCCAAAUCCAGACCCAAUGAACACUUGUGGGUUGGUAAGGGCUUUAGAAUCUUCUAGAGUGCUCUCUCGUUGUCAGAGAAUGAGCAAUGGUAGGAGGAAGCAAACAACAACAACUUGGAGUUCUUCUGUUAUGAGAUGCCGCAGAAGAAGUAGUGUUGUGUCUUCAAGCUUAGUCGUAAAUCCUGCAGGAGAGAUGACCCUCUCCUCCGAAGAGAAGGUUUACAAUGUUGUGCUGAGUCAAGCAGCUUUGGUGAACAAACAGCUUAGGUCUACUUCUCCUGUUCUUGACGAUGUAAAGAAACCACAGGAUAUUGUUCGUCCUGGGAGUUUGAGUUUGUUGGGUGAAGCUUAUGAUCGAUGCGGCGAAGUUUGUGCUGAAUAUGCCAAAACGUUUUAUCUUGGAACUUUGCUUAUGACACCUGAAAGACGCAAAGCUAUUUGGGCUAUCUACGUGUGGUGUAGAAGAACUGAUGAAUUGGUAGAUGGGCCUAAUGCAUCACAUAUAACCCCCAUGGCGUUAGAUAGAUGGGAAGCAAGGUUAGAAGAUCUUUACCGUGGCCGUGCUUUCGACAUGCUUGACGCUGCCCUCGCUGAUACAGUUACUAGAUACCCUGUAGAUAUUCAGCCAUUUAGAGACAUGAUUGAAGGAAUGAGAAUGGAUUUGAGGAAGUCUAGAUACAACAACUUUGAUGAGCUCUACCUUUACUGCUACUAUGUGGCGGGAACCGUCGGUUUGAUGAGCGUUCCGGUUAUGGGAAUCGAUCCCAAGUCCAAAGCAACGACCGAGAGUGUUUACAACGCUGCCUUGGCCCUCGGUAUAGCCAAUCAGCUUACCAACAUACUCAGAGACGUUGGUGAAGAUGCAAGAAGAGGAAGAGUUUAUCUGCCACAAGAUGAGUUAGCUCAGGCUGGACUCUCAGAUGAAGACAUAUUCGCUGGAAAAGUCACUGAUAAAUGGAGAAACUUCAUGAGACUGCAGCUUAAGAGAGCAAGAAUGUUCUUCGACGAAGCUGAGAAAGGCGUCACCGAGCUUGACGCUGCUAGCAGAUGGCCAGUAUGGGCAUCGCUCCUAUUAUACAGGAGAAUAUUAGACGAGAUUGAAGCGAAUGAUUACAACAACUUUACAAAGAGAGCUUAUGUUGGGAAAGUGAAGAAAAUUGCAGCUCUUCCAUUAGCUUAUGCUAAAUCAGUACUAAAGGUUUCAAGUUAAGAGGAAUAAACUAAGAGGGCUUUUGUGAUUAAAGGCAAAGCUUAGGGUUGAAUUUACUAAUAUAUACAUAUAAAUGGGAAAGAAAUUCUUAUGGUGCUCACUUAUAUUUCUCUAUGUAAAAAGUAAAAAAAAUAUUUUAUUUCUCUUGGCUCUUGGCUACCAAAGAGAGAUGGAUAUUAUGGAUGGAGAGCUAGUUUUGUG